This is a messenger RNA of Cordyceps militaris CM01, 831 nucleotides long. Its product is annotated as oxidoreductase domain containing protein. Gene Ontology annotation, biological process: peptidyl-proline hydroxylation to 4-hydroxy-L-proline. The transcript is spliced from 2 exons. Gene Ontology annotation, molecular function: iron ion binding; L-ascorbic acid binding; procollagen-proline 4-dioxygenase activity. Bases 1 to 831 code for a protein of 276 amino acids. Lineage: Eukaryota; Fungi; Ascomycota; Sordariomycetes; Hypocreales; Cordycipitaceae. Gene Ontology annotation, cellular component: endoplasmic reticulum. The record is from RefSeq and is a predicted model, not a curated record.
AUGACCACAACAACAGCGCCGCCCGUCCCGCAGCGCACCCAGUACAUCUCCCAGGCCGUCGACAUUCCCGCCUCUUUUCUGCGGACGCCGCCCUCGGCGCCCGUCAGCUACCAGCACAUCUCGUUUGCCGACUCGCCGCUGCCCGAGUACGACGGCUGCCUGGCCGUGGUGCUGGACAAUGUGCUGGCGCCGCACGAGUGCGCCCGGCUGCUGCGGCUGGCCGAGGCGUCGGUGCCGGAUGCCGACGGCGGGUCGCCGUGGCGCCCGGCGCUGGUCAACAUGGGCGGCGGCUUCGAGGCGCGCGUCGCGGACUACAGGAACAGCCACCGCAUCAUCUGGGACUGCCAGACGGUCGUGGACAGGCUGUGGGAAAGGUGCUUGCUGGCGCGCCCAGAGGCCGGGGGAGGUGAGUCGAUGGCGGACAUGCUGGCGAGGCCGCCCGCGGAUACGAGGGUCAAGGGCGGCAAGUGGGUGUUUGAGCGGCUGAAUGAGCGGAUGCGGUUUCUCAAGUACACCGAGGGCCAGUUCUUUAAGCCGCACUGCGAUGGUGCCUUCUCCUACGCCGCGGACAGCACCACCUUUGAGACACACUACACGCUCCAUCUGUACCUGAAUGACUCGGCCGAGACCUCUGCCGACGGCGACGGGUGCGUCGGCGGCGCGACGGCGUUUCUCUCGCACGACCUGAAGCGCCGGGUCGACGUCGAUCCCAAGGCGGGCCGCGUGCUGGUCUUUCAGCAUCGGAGGCUGCUGCAUCAGGGCGCCGAGGUGCAAGCCGGGACAAAGUAUACGAUGCGGACCGACGUUCUGUAUCGUUGGGUGCGCGAGUAG